This is a messenger RNA of Fusarium pseudograminearum CS3096, 354 nucleotides long. RefSeq lists its product as uncharacterized. The transcript has 4 exons. The coding region runs from base 1 to 354 and encodes 117 amino acids. The record is from RefSeq and is a predicted model, not a curated record. Lineage: Eukaryota; Fungi; Ascomycota; Sordariomycetes; Hypocreales; Nectriaceae.
AUGGCUUCAGGCGCAGUUACCGUUCCUCCCGGAAAGUACGAGUUUCUCGUCGUUGUUCAUGACAAGCCUGGCAUGCUUGAGAAGCGACUUGAAGUUCGAGGACAGCAUUUCGAUAACAUGAAGCCUAAUGUCGAGAGUGGAAACUGGAAGAUGGGAGGUGCCAUCCUCAACUCUGUCCCUAAAGACGAUAGUCCCAGUAGUCUGGAUUUCGCCGGAAGCACACUCGUCUGCAUUGCCGAUUCUGUAGAACAAGUGCGAGAGAACUUGAGCAAGGAUAUCUAUGCCACUUCUGGUGUUUGGGAUAUGGACAAGGUCCAAAUCUACCCUUUCAAGGCUGCAUUCAGAUUCAACUAA